This is a messenger RNA of Gadus chalcogrammus (walleye pollock), 1937 nucleotides long. RefSeq names its product importin subunit alpha-1-like. The record is from RefSeq and is a predicted model, not a curated record. The transcript is spliced from 11 exons. Gene Ontology annotation, biological process: NLS-bearing protein import into nucleus. Gene Ontology annotation, cellular component: cytoplasm; nucleus. NCBI's taxonomy places the organism in Eukaryota, Metazoa, Chordata, Actinopteri, Gadiformes, Gadidae. Gene Ontology annotation, molecular function: protein binding; nuclear import signal receptor activity. Bases 140 to 1708 code for a protein of 522 amino acids.
GGCGGCAUCUACGUGACGUCACAACAGUUCACCAGAACAAGGAGUCGGUAAGAACGCGCCUCAUGCUUUGUGGUUCAACGUGUUUCGUACGAAGUCCAACAAAAUUGUCAACAGCGAAAUCGAUCCUAAAGUGACCGAGAUGUCGGCUGCCAGCGACAGUGGAGAUCGGCUCACCCAGUUCAAGAAUAAAGGGAGAGACGCCAACGAACUCCGGCGCAGGAGAGUUGAAGUCAACGUGGAGCUCCGGAGGGCCAAAAAAGAGGAGCAAAUCCUGAAGAGGCGGCACGUCAACAGCCUCCUGGACGAGCCCCCCCUCCAGGACCCCAACGCCCAGCCCCCCCAGCACUGGUCUGUGGAGGAGAUCGUGACCGGGGUCCACAGCCAGGAUCUGGAUCACCAGCUCCACGCAACGCAGGCGGCCCGGAAGCUCCUGUCCCGGGAGAAGCACCCUCCCAUCGACGGCAUCAUCGAGGCUGGCCUCAUCCCGUGCUUUGUGGCCUUCUUGGCACUGGCGGAUUGCCCCCCCAUCCAGUUUGAGGCGGCCUGGGCGCUCACCAACAUCGCGUCGGGAAGCUCGGAGCAGACGGCGGCUGUGGUGGACGGGGGCGCCGUCCCGGCCUUCAUCGGCCUGGUGGCCUCCCCCCACCCCCACAUCAGUGAACAGGCCAUCUGGGCCCUGGGGAACAUUGCAGGUGAUGGCUCCAACCACAGGGACCUGGUGAUCAAACAUGGAGGGAUCCAGCCCCUCCUCACUCUGCUUGCGGCCCCGGACCUCUCUGUGUUCCCUCCAGGCUACCUGCGCAACAUCACCUGGACGCUGUCCAACCUGUGUCGCAACAAAAAUCCCGCCCCGCCACUGGAGGCGGUGCGCCUGCUACUGCCCGCCUUGCUGCGGCUGCUGCACCACGACGACCGCGAGGUGCUGGCCGACACCUGCUGGGCCGUAUCCUACCUGACGGACGGACCCAAUGAGCGCAUCGAGGUGGUGCUGCAGUCCGGCCUGGUGCCCCGCCUGGUGCAGCUGCUGGCUUGCGGGGAGCUCACCGUCAUCACUCCGGCCCUGCGGUCGCUAGGCAACGUGGUGACUGGGACAGACGACCAGACGCAGUGUGUGCUCAACGCCGGCGCACUUGCCCUGUUCCCGGCGCUGCUGCGACACCCCAAGCCCAACAUCCAGAAGGAGGCUGCAUGGACCAUCUCCAACAUCACGGCUGGGAAGAGCGGGCAGAUCCAGGAGGUGGUAGACGCGGGCCUGGUGCCCAUCCUGGUGGAGGUCCUGAAGGAGGGGGAUUAUAAAACCCAGAAGGAGGCUGUGUGGGCCAUCACCAACUACACCAGCGGGGGUUCCAUGGAGCAGGUGGCCUACCUGGUCCAGUGCAACAUCCUGGAGCCGCUGCUGGAGCUCCUGUCUGCCAAGGACAGCAAGAUUCUGCUGGUCAUUCUGGACGCCAUCUUCAACAUCUUCCAGACGGGGGAGAAGCUUGGCGAGACGGAGAAGUUGUGCGUGGGCAUCGAGGAGUGUGGCGGCCUGGACAAGAUAGAGGCGCUGCAGGUGCACGAGAAUGAGGCGGUGUACAAGGCCUCACUGCAGAUCAUCGAGAGGUACUUCUCAGCCGAGAACGAGGAGGAACAGACGGUGGUCCCGGGGGUCACUGCAGAUGGAUUUGCCUUCCAGGUUCCGGACGAUCAAAGCACUUUCAACUUCUAAUGCUCCACAUUUCUACAUGUUUUUUUUUUUUAUUUAAACUCAUAUUUGUACAUACUCGUACAAAGAUCCACAUUUCCAUGCAAGAUAUGUAAAUACAUUUUAAGAAAUGUCUUCUUAAUUGUGUGUAGUUAUUUGUGUGAUGAUAGAACAAUUUGGGAGGCAGUGGGUUUGAAGAGAAACGAGCUCCUGCAGUUCCCACGUCAGCCUGGGCUGAAAAAAGAAAUGCCUA